CACUUCCGGCAGUUAGCAUGCGGUGGCACGUGGGCUCCCGCCUCGUUCUAGGCAGCUUUUGAGGCCUGUUAGAAUUUUCAAAGUCCUUCGUGAUGGCUUCUCGGUACGACAGGGCAAUCACCGUCUUCUCCCCUGAUGGACACCUUUUCCAAGUGGAGUAUGCCCAGGAAGCCGUGAAGAAAGGCUCCACCGCGGUUGGAAUUCGAGGAACUAAUAUAGUUGUGCUUGGGGUAGAAAAAAAAUCAGUGGCGAAGCUUCAAGAUGAAAGAACUGUGAGGAAAAUAUGUGCCCUUGAUGACCACGUCUGCAUGGCUUUUGCAGGUCUGACAGCUGAUGCGAGGGUAGUAAUAAACAGAGCCAGGGUGGAAUGCCAGAGCCAUAAGCUUACGGUGGAGGACCCAGUCACCGUGGAGUACAUAACUCGCUUCAUAGCAACUCUAAAGCAGAAGUAUACACAGAGCAAUGGACGAAGACCUUUUGGUAUUUCAGCCUUAAUUGUAGGCUUUGAUGAUGAUGGUAUCCCAAGAUUGUAUCAGACAGAUCCCUCCGGUACUUACCAUGCUUGGAAGGCAAAUGCAAUAGGCCGGAGUGCUAAAACUGUCCGGGAAUUUCUAGAAAAGAAUUACACAGAAGAUGCUAUUUCUAAUGACAAUGAAGCUAUCAAGCUAGCUAUAAAAGCUUUGCUAGAAGUUGUCCAGUCUGGUGGAAAGAACAUUGAACUGGCUAUCAUAAGAAGAGAUCAACCUUUGAAGAUGUUUAGUGCCAAAGAAAUUGAAUUGCAGGUAACUGAAAUAGAAAAAGAAAAGGAGGAAGUAGAGAAGAAAAAAUCAAAGAAGUCAACCUAGUUCUCAGGCUGAGCUCUGGGAGCUCCAGUUUUGUGCGGAUUAGAAUUUCUUCCUGAGGUUUUGGAAGGAGCAAAUGAGUUGGAACCAACCACUGAGUUUUUCUAUGUUCAUCUUCAAGAGUGUCAGGUUUGACGUUGUCUUUAAAAUUCCUCACUCUCACACAAGCCUGAGACUGUCCUGUGAAGCACGCCCAGUAUGAUGCUUUUCCUCAUACAAGCACAGUCUAGAAAGGAAGACGAUUUUUAAAGUUGGUAAUUUUUUGAAGUUUGUGUCUUCUUCACUGUUAGCUAAGGAGCUCUUCAUCUCAAAAUAAACUGACUACUGUA
This is a messenger RNA of Mesocricetus auratus (golden hamster), 1171 nucleotides long. It is a transcript of the gene Psma8, whose product is annotated as proteasome 20S subunit alpha 8. The record is from RefSeq and is a predicted model, not a curated record. Lineage: Eukaryota; Metazoa; Chordata; Mammalia; Rodentia; Cricetidae. The transcript has 7 exons. Gene Ontology annotation, cellular component: proteasome core complex, alpha-subunit complex; nucleus; proteasome core complex. Gene Ontology annotation, biological process: ubiquitin-dependent protein catabolic process. The coding region runs from base 93 to 845 and encodes 250 amino acids.